ACGCACCCUGAUUGGUCGAGACGGGGCACUUGCUGCCAUCCUCCUUUCGCGGGUCAAUGGCCGACGUCUGUUGAGCUUCUGCCUGCCGCAACACCCUUACAAAACUUUUACUCUCUCGAAGAACUGGUAUACUAUCCAGAGACGAUUUGUGACGCUCAUCCGAAACUCGUUGAACUCAGGCGCUGUGAAAAAAUGCUCACGGCUUUGCGUCAUCAUGUGCCAUUGAGCCGCAUGAUUAAAUUCCACACAGCAAGAGGGCUCUUGUGUCCGAAAUCUGCCUUGAAAACCGCUCCUGCAGACCUGUUAGAGAUGCCGCCAUGCAGCUUCACACCGCAAGAAUACAAGGUGACAACAAGCAGUCUGCUAGCACGGAGCCCGUCUCAACUCACUUUGGGGGAUGUCCAAAGAGCGUAUGAUGGAGAUCCGUCGGACAAUCUGCCAUCCCAUGACCAUGAAGGUGACUUACUAUAAGAAGCCGGUCUACAUCCAUCAGGGUCACAUGCAGUGGCUAUGGGACGUAGAUGGGAAGCGCUAUCUGGAUUUCUUUGCCGGCGUGGCCACCGUCAGCGUGGGCCACUGCCACCCAAAAGUGACGGCGGCCGCAGAGCGGCAGCUGAGGACUCUGGUCCACACCACCAACAUCUAUGUUUAUCCUCCCAUCCACGAGUACUGCGAAAAGCUGGCGUCCAGCUUGCCUGAUCCUCUCAAGGUAAUCUACCUAACCAAUAGCGGCUCAGAGGCCAAUGACCUGGCCAUGUGUAUGGCCCGACUCUACACUCGCAACUUUGACAUCAUCACUUUCAGGGGGUCGUACCACGGAGGUAGCCCGCAGGCCAUGGGUCUGACUGCACAACAAGCUUACAAAUACCCUGUCGCCAUUGGCUUGGGCUGCACAAACACCAUGUGUCCUGAUGUGUUCAGAGGUCCCUGGGGGGGAAGCCACUGCAGAGACUCUCCUGUGCAGACCACCAGAAAAUGUAACUGUGCCCAAGGCUCCUGCGUGGCAAACGAACGCUACAUUGAACAACUCAAAGAGACGUUUCUCACCAGUGUCCCGAGUCAAAUUGCUGCUUUCUUUGCUGAGCCUAUUCAGGGGAUCGGUGGCGCCGUGCAAUACCCAAAACACUUCCUGAAGGAGGCGUACAAACUUGUGAGAGAGCGAGGCGGCCUCUGCAUCGCUGAUGAGGUACAGACGGGAUUUGGCCGAACGGGGAGCCACUUCUGGGGAUUUCAAGGUCACGACGUUCUUCCUGAUAUCGUGACCCUGGCAAAGGGCAUCGGGAACGGCUUCCCAAUGGGAGCGGUGGUUACAACACGGGAAAUCGCAGACACGUUUGCACAGGGUGUUCAUUUCAACACCUUUGGAGGAAACCCAUUGGCUUGUUCCAUCGCCUCAUCUGUCAUUGACACCAUCAAAGAAGAAGGACUGCAGCAGAACAGUCUGGAGGUGGGCACCUACCUGAUGAUGGAACUCGCCAAGCUCAGAGACAAGUAUGACAUCAUCGGGGACGUCCGUGGCAAAGGACUGCAAAUCGGCGUGGAAAUGGUCCGAGACAAGGCCAGCAGAGUGCCGCUUCCACCUGAGGACAUGUCCGCCAUCUUUGAGGACAUCAAAGACAUGGGCAUCCUUGUCGGGAAGGGAGGACUUUAUGGACAGACCUUCCGCAUCAAACCUCCCAUGUGCAUCACGAUGGCAGACGCAGCCUUCUUCUUGUCCGUUUUUAACAAGUCCAUCCAGCGCUUCUUGGAGAAAAGAUGAGCCCAGUCAAGGACAAAGUGCAAUUAUCAUUGUCGACUUUCUUCCAGUCUUCACUUUAAAACCUCAUCUCUGUUGUUUUUUUUUUUUCAUCACCAUGACAACCGUUCUUCAAGCUGCGGUUGCUCAGGCAAAAACACAUUAACCAUGACGCAUAGCUGACAACAAAUCUUGUCAAUUACCUGUACAUGAUUUCAUAGCAAUUUGUGAUGACUUUGUUACUAAAAUGACUUUGUCACUAAAUGUAAAUGCAAUAAAAAGUAGGUGCUGUGUAA
Messenger RNA from Hippocampus zosterae (dwarf seahorse), 2031 nucleotides. It is a transcript of the gene agxt2, whose product is annotated as alanine--glyoxylate aminotransferase 2. The coding region runs from base 398 to 1759 and encodes 453 amino acids. The record is from RefSeq and is a predicted model, not a curated record. Gene Ontology annotation, cellular component: mitochondrion. Gene Ontology annotation, biological process: glyoxylate catabolic process. The transcript is spliced from 14 exons. NCBI's taxonomy places the organism in Eukaryota, Metazoa, Chordata, Actinopteri, Syngnathiformes, Syngnathidae. Gene Ontology annotation, molecular function: L-alanine:glyoxylate transaminase activity; pyridoxal phosphate binding.